Messenger RNA from Oryctolagus cuniculus (rabbit), 2199 nucleotides. RefSeq names its product nuclear RNA export factor 2. NCBI's taxonomy places the organism in Eukaryota, Metazoa, Chordata, Mammalia, Lagomorpha, Leporidae. Gene Ontology annotation, molecular function: protein binding; RNA binding. The record is from RefSeq and is a predicted model, not a curated record. Gene Ontology annotation, biological process: poly(A)+ mRNA export from nucleus. Gene Ontology annotation, cellular component: nucleus.
GGGGCUGUGGCAUCCACGUGCGCACCACAGCCCUGCUACGGAAGUUAUUCCUAUUGGUUGCACGCGACCUUUGGGUCACGUGAGGCUCCGCCCUCUGCGUAACUUAAGGACUGAGCGUGAAAGCGCUAAGUGUUACGUAGUUCGUGAGACCGCGAGAACGAACUACGAAGUAGGAGGAACCGCCAUUGACACAAGCGGAGAGUCCCGUUAACCUCACCCUCGAGCUCUUGACCCUUUUCAAGUUUGUUGUGGAAAACACCGUGGACAAGAGACAGCCAAAACAAACAUGUAUUCUGUUCAAGAGAAGUAUGGGAUGUACCAAAUUGGAGAAUGUGGUGCUGUUAGUACCCUUAAUCAAGGAAUGAAGAAAGAUUGGGAUUCAUCCCACGGUUAUUUAUGCCAGGAGAAUCUUCAUUAUGAACAUAAUGAGUACAAGCCUUCACCUUCAUACCACCAGGAGAAUAAUAGAAUCAUAGCAAUAGUGAAUACCCAACAGGACCUACAAUUAGAGUGCACUCCAUAUAGUAUGGAAUGCAAGAAGAGGAAAAAGAAAUGUAAUCGUGACAAAGUCCAUGGAGAAUUGUGCAGAUAUAAAAAACGCCCCAAUAGAGACAUGGGGGAGGAGAAACAGGAUGGAACUCUACCAUGCUGGAUCAAGGUCACAUUUCAUUACAUCAACAACGAGGCCCAGUUUUUUGUUCAAGAUGCUAUUACUGAAUCUGCACUGAAGGAGUGUCGUUUGCUGCCAGAGGAAAUGGAGCAGCUAAAGUUGACCUUGAACAAACGAUAUGAUGCCUACACAGAAUCCCUUGAUCUACAGAGAUUAUAUUAUGAUCCAGACUUGGUGGGCCAUGAUAUUGACAUGAUACUGAACCAAAGACACUGCAUGGCUGCCAUCCUGCAUAUCAUUGAAAAGCAAUUUCCUGAGCUGUUUUGUUUGAAUUUACGCAACAACAAACUGUAUCAGCUGGAUGACCUAUCUGACAUCAUAGGGAAGGCCCCAAAAAUCAAGAUCUUGAACCUUUCUGACAAUGAGCUUAAGAUGGCAUUGGAGUUACAGAAGUUGAAAGAGCUAAAGCUUGAAGAAUUGUGGCUGAAAGGAAACCCUUUGUGUAGCACAUUCAGUGACCAUGCUGCCUAUGUAAGUUUGAUUCUGGAUUGUUUCCCCAAUUUGUUGCGCCUGGAUGGCAGAGAGUUAUACCCUCGCGCUGUCACUGAAAUUGUGUUAAUGAAGCCCUGCAAGGACAGCUAUGAAGGACCUGAAUUACUGAAAAAUCUGAUCCUGCAUUUCCUGCAACAAUAUUACUUUAUUUAUGACUAUGGAGAUCGCCGUACUCUCAUUAGUGUUUACCAUGAGAAGGCCUGCUUCUCUCUGAGCACUGCCUUCCACUCCAUGGAUCCAGACCCGAGCGCCUUCUAUGGCUAUGUCAAGAACAACAGGAAUAUGAAGGAUAUCAAGGAUUCCUACCUGAGAAGGAAAUUGCUUAAGCACAGAAACCAUACCAUUGUGGAUGCCCUCAGUAUGUUGCCAAGAACUCAACAUGACUUUAACUCCUUCUCAAUAGACAUGUGGUUCCACACGGAUACGAUGAUCAGUUUUGCUGUUAAUGGAUUAUUCAGAGGAGAAAGUAAUUCUCAGAAUUUGAUGUUUGCCUUCACCCGGACUUUCAUCGUUAUCCCAAGCAUGAAUUCCAUGCUUUGUAUCCUGAAUGAUCAACUGUUUGUGAGGAACGUCAAUCCUGUCAAUGUCCAUACAGUCUUCACCAUCCCAGGAAGCAUUCCAUGCUCCAGUUGUACACCCACCGUUUCCCAGCUGCAGCAUGAAUUGGAGCAAGCUUUCUCCUCUCUGUCUGGGAUGAAAUUUGAGUGGUGCAGGAAGUGCCUUGAAGAGAAUGGAUGGAACUACACCAGAGCGGCACAGGUCUUCCUUAUCCUCCAGAUGCAGGGCAAGAUCCCAAAGGAGGCCUUCAAACAAAUCACAUAAAAGGAUCCCCUGGAUGUCCUCCAUGUCCCGAUCCAUGUCAUUGUUUUUAUUUUCCAAUAUAAGGCAAAGUUCACAACUCAGAUUGGAGACAUGGCUGUCUAUUGCAGAGUUCAUUGUAGAGAUGGUAACGUAACCACUUGAAAGGCCAAAUGUUUCCUUUCCCCACUCAGUAUUGCUGUUUAUGUUCCUAAUAAAGAGUGACAUUGCAUGCUGUA